Zerene cesonia (dogface butterfly) is the source of this 2227-nucleotide messenger RNA. It is a transcript of the gene P38mapk, whose product is annotated as mitogen-activated protein kinase p38b-like. Gene Ontology annotation, molecular function: MAP kinase activity; ATP binding. Bases 129 to 1211 code for a protein of 360 amino acids. Gene Ontology annotation, cellular component: nucleus; cytoplasm. The transcript is spliced from 9 exons. The record is from RefSeq and is a predicted model, not a curated record. Lineage: Eukaryota; Metazoa; Arthropoda; Insecta; Lepidoptera; Pieridae. Gene Ontology annotation, biological process: protein phosphorylation; intracellular signal transduction.
UUGUCAAAUGUGUCUUUUGAGUUCUAAUUAGACAUUCUCGUUUUGGGAACUUUUUUGCUAAAACUAUUUGUUUUAAAAUACUAUAUUCACUAUUAUCUUGCGGUGUUUCCUUAAGUUAAGUAAGAAAAAUGCCUCGUUUUCAUACUGUAGAAAUCAAUAAAACAGAAUGGAUUGUGCCGGAACGUUAUCAGAUGCUUACACCUGUAGGCUCUGGCGCUUACGGUCAGGUUUGCUCUUCCAUAGAUACACUGCAUAAUAUGAAAGUAGCAAUAAAAAAAUUAGCUAGACCUUUUCAAUCUGCUGUACAUGCAAAAAGAACAUAUCGCGAGCUUCGGAUGCUUAAGCACAUGAACCAUGAAAAUGUUAUUGGUCUGCUAGAUGUUUUUACACCUGAAAAGAGUUUAGAAGAAUUUCAACAAGUAUACCUUGUUACACAUCUUAUGGGAGCUGACCUCAAUAAUAUAAUACGCACACAGAAACUUUCUGAUGAUCAUGUCCAAUUCCUUGUCUACCAAAUACUGAGAGGCCUUAAGUACAUCCACUCUGCAGGAAUUAUACAUAGAGAUCUCAAGCCCUCGAACAUUGCUGUAAAUGAAGAUUGUGAAUUGAAAAUUUUAGAUUUUGGCUUGGCCAGGCCAACUGAAACUGAAAUGACUGGCUAUGUAGCCACUAGAUGGUACCGGGCUCCUGAGAUCAUGCUUAACUGGAUGCAUUAUAAUCAAACGGUAGAUAUCUGGUCAGUUGGAUGCAUUAUGGCUGAAUUGCUUACCGGCAGGACCCUCUUCCCUGGCACCGACCAUAUUGAUCACCUCACAAGAAUAUUGUUUUUAUGUGGGAAACCAGAACAGGAGACCAUAGACAAAAUUAUUAGUGAAGAGGCGCGUAAUUACAUCCAAUCGCUGCCGACGCUACGACGCCGCGACUUCCGCGAAGUGUUCCGCGGCGCGAACCCGCUUGCCGUCAAUUUACUUGAACUCAUGCUCGAGUUGGAUGCGGAUAAGCGUAUAACAGCGGAACAGGCGCUGGCGCACGAGUACCUGGCGCAGUACGCGGACCCGACCGACGAGCCGGUGUCCGCGCCCUACGACCAAAGCUUCGAGGACAUGGACCUGCCCGUUGAGAAAUGGAAGGAGUUGGUGUGGAAUGAAGUGGUGGAGUUCAAACCUCACCCUCAACACAUGAACACGGUGGUGGAAGUUAACCCUUCAUAAAUAAGCAAUAAAAUCAUUUACCACGCACUGGUAAUAUGUUCAAUUGUAUAAUGUAGUUUAGACGUCAUGUGUGACAUAUUUUUACAUAAUAAACACCACUCGAAGCAAUUGAGCAGCUUAGUAGUCUGAAUGAAUUGAUAAUAAAUUUUUCACGAUUAUACCACAAAAUGCUUAUUUUACAAUUUUUAUUAUAUUAUAUAUUAUAUAGUAUGCUCUUAAAUAUAAUCGAUUUUUAAUUGUUACACACGUCGUGUUCUAUUGUAUCAUGCGAAGUAUUUUCUUUUGUUAAUUGUGUAUAAUUUUGCGUUUUUAUUAAAUAAGUCGCGAAAGGUUACUAAUACUUAAUUAAACGUUAAAUUCUUCCUGUUUACAAUGUAUUACAUAUUAAAAAUACCAAUAUAACAGCUAGUCUCGUCUCGUAUUAUGUUCACACACAAAAAUGGUACAAAGUACUUAUAUAUAAAGACAGAAACAAAAUAGGCAUAUUAUAUAAAAUCUUAUGUUCAUUUCAAAUUUAGCCUAAAUAAUUGAUCGCAAAUGUACGAUAAUGUUCUUUUCCAAUUUGACGUUCUAACUUUAAGCUUUUUAUAAAUUUUAAACACAUGCUUAAACGCAUCUAAAGUAAGCUAUAUUAUUACUAUUUAAGCGGAUUUUAAUAUUAUUGUAAUUUGAAUUUUUUUGCCUAUAACUUUCGCAUAUAAUUUUGUAUGGUCGCCACGUGAAUCUUAGAAUUGCUUGUAAUUUGGCCUUGUCACGCUGGUGCUAAGAGAAAAUUUUAAUUGCCAUAAUAAUAAGUUAUACAAGUAUUAUAAAUACGAUAGGAUAAAAUAGAUGUUUUGAAAUGUUCUCUAUAUUUGUAUUGUAAGAUUAGACCGUCCAAUUCGAUGUGACGCAUCUUUUUUAUUGCUCAGUUUGAAAUAUACCUAAUAUUUGUUGAAUAAUUGUUUGUAGCCAUAUGAUAAAUAUUAUAAAAAUAUUUUUUCUAGCAGAAGUUCUUUUCCAUAGAUUUUAUUUGU